GAGAAAGUGAUUCAGAGGAGAUUGUUAUUAUAGAUGAAGAUAAUAAAAGAUUAGAAGAUGAGAACAAUAUGCAAGAUAUGGUAUAUGAUGUGUCUCUGCCCUGUGCCACAGUGCUGCAAUUGGAGGUUGCUAAACCCCCAUCACUCGUCCAUACAGAAAUAGCUCAUUUACAGGAUGAAAUUCCAAUCACCGAAGUGCCUGAUAGUCUUAAUGUGGAUUUAGUGACACAGCUGUCAACAGACACAAUUAAUAAACAUCUGUUAAGAGUUGAGGAUACACUUAGAGCUUACAAUUCAAACAAAGAUGUCAUCCAAAUAAUAUCUUCGCCAAAUUUAUUCUCUUCUGGAAGAAAAUUUGGACAAAAAUUGAGCAUGAACUGGAAUCAACAAAUCAGGCACAGAUAACAAAGAAAAUAAAUAAAGAGUUGUUGAAUUUAAAGAAGUUAAACUUUUAGCAUAACAUUUAAAACUAUAUAUUUACUUUUUUGGUACUGGACUUGAUUCAUUGGGAUAUAUGGUGUCGACGUGGUGCUAUGGAAACGCCUCAACACGGAAACGCCUCAACACGGAAACGGAC
Messenger RNA from Eurytemora carolleeae, 576 nucleotides. RefSeq lists its product as uncharacterized. The transcript has 4 exons. NCBI's taxonomy places the organism in Eukaryota, Metazoa, Arthropoda, Copepoda, Calanoida, Temoridae. The annotation marks the transcript as partial. The record is from RefSeq and is a predicted model, not a curated record.